This is a messenger RNA of Cannabis sativa, 822 nucleotides long. RefSeq lists its product as uncharacterized. The transcript has 2 exons. NCBI's taxonomy places the organism in Eukaryota, Viridiplantae, Streptophyta, Magnoliopsida, Rosales, Cannabaceae. Bases 1 to 822 code for a protein of 273 amino acids. Gene Ontology annotation, molecular function: zinc ion binding. The record is from RefSeq and is a predicted model, not a curated record.
AUGAAUGUCACCCACAAGUUCAAGACUGAUGUAUGUAACACGCAAAUAUGGUUGGCCGCUUACGCAUGGUCGAAGAGGGAAUGUGAUAGACAUUUGCAGGUGCUCCGACAGAUGGAUCCUCCCAUCGCUGCUUAUGUUGACAAUAUAGGAUUAGAAAAAUGGGCUCGUCCUUAUUGUCUAGGAGACAGGUACAACAUCAUGACAAACAACGCUGCAAAAAGCCUUAACAACGUUCACACUUUACAAAAUUGGUUUGCUAACCGUACGGAGAAGGCAAGUAAGUGUGUUACCCCUUUGGCAACUCAUUUUGAGGAAGAUUUGAUAAAGCAACACGAGGAUGGUAGACGUAGAAGUGUCCUACGUAACGGUGCACAAUUGUUUAAUGUUGGAAGAGGUGCUGACGGUUCUGACUUUGAAAAAGGCGGAGAUGUGAACUUAGUUGAGAGAACUUGCACUUGCGGCAUGUUCCAAUUGUUGAAAAUUCCUUGUCCCCAUGCAUGUGCUGCAGCGCUUACUCAGAAUGUCAGUGUCUACGCUCUGUCAUCCCCCUAUUACACAAAGGAGACGUGGAAGAAUACUUACGAUGCAACAAUUAAUGUUGUGGGCGAGGAGGAUGAAUGGGUGCUUCCAGAACACAUGCAGAACAUGAGAAUCGGUGUACCAGUGGAGAAGAAACCUGUAGGUCGUCCAAGAAAGAGCAAUGCAGGAAGACUACGGACUAACCGAUUUCCAUCGAACGGUCAAAAAGUCAAGGAACCACGCAAAUGUUCAAACGGUGGCGCAUUGGGACACAACAAAGCUACUUGCAAGGCCAGGGUUUGA